CAACUUGUUUGGAAUUGCAGUCUAGUUGUGACAAUCCAACAUAUUAUACUCGUAUUUCAUCUUGGAGCGUCUAGGUCUAACUUAAAAUCAACUUAAAAUGACAGGAAAGUUAUUUUCUCUUUUGGCAGUUAUUUUGCUUAUAGAGUAUGGUCAAGUGUGUCAAGCGGUUCCUGUGCCUGAAACUAGUGUUGAACAUAAUCUGAAUUCUUUAAAAAUUGAGCCCAUAAGCGUUAGCUCUGAAGAAGAAAAUGAGCACUAUAAGAAGAUCAUGGUAUUGCUAGAAACCGACUUACAUGAUUUGAUCAAAUACUUUCUUGUAGAAGACAGAAAAGUAUUAAAAACUGUUUUAGAAAAAACAGAAACCACAGAUAUGACAGAUGCUAUGAAAGAAGAGCGAAAGACGCUUGAAGGAAUUUUGCAUAAAAUGGACGAAUUUAAGACAUCUGAAUCUAAAACUAAAUUAAACGAUUUAUAUACGAUUUUUAAAGAUUCGUUAGCAGAAAUGAUGAAAUAUGACCCAAAAGAAAUGAAGGAUCCAACAACUGAACAGACUACCAUGAUGACUGUAAUGAAGGAAAAUGGUGUUCCAGAAUUAUUGACUGAAUUCGAAAAUCGAUUAGAUACGUAUGCUGGUAAAAUUAAUACCGAAACACUUGCUUUUAUGAAAGAUCACAAAAUGGAACCGAAAAUUGCUGAACAGGUAGAGGGCUGGCAUAAGAAAUACGAUGACGAGGAUUGUUUACUCAAAAAGUUCGACAUAUUUUCAAGUUUUAUGGACACAAUUGUUGCGACUGAAUGAGCUAAUAAUCAUUUGAUAAUUUAAUAUUUUGAAUAAUAAUUAAACAAAUUAUCGAAAAGUAUACGUAUACUAUUAUAUUAGAACCACAAA
Messenger RNA from Teleopsis dalmanni, 889 nucleotides. RefSeq lists its product as uncharacterized. The record is from RefSeq and is a predicted model, not a curated record. Bases 98 to 799 code for a protein of 233 amino acids. Lineage: Eukaryota; Metazoa; Arthropoda; Insecta; Diptera; Diopsidae. The transcript is spliced from 2 exons.